This is a messenger RNA of Olea europaea var. sylvestris, 1625 nucleotides long. RefSeq names its product lysosomal Pro-X carboxypeptidase-like. The transcript is spliced from 7 exons. The coding region runs from base 37 to 1227 and encodes 396 amino acids. The record is from RefSeq and is a predicted model, not a curated record. Gene Ontology annotation, molecular function: serine-type exopeptidase activity; dipeptidyl-peptidase activity. NCBI's taxonomy places the organism in Eukaryota, Viridiplantae, Streptophyta, Magnoliopsida, Lamiales, Oleaceae. Gene Ontology annotation, biological process: proteolysis.
CAGAAUACAGACAUGGAACACACUUAAAGGAUCAAGAUGGAAGCUAGGAAAAGUACUCCAUCAAAAUCUUAUAAACUUUUCUAUCAAGUGUACCCUCUUUUGCUGCUUCUUCUUCCAUUGAUCUUAAAAUCUGUUUCUGCAGUCCCAUAUAAAAUUCCAAGGCUCACUCCACAUAUAAGAACAAUCUUAAGAAACCCUGAUAGUAAUUUAUCUUCUUCUUUCCUUUCGAAGGAUUUCAAAACAUAUUUUUACACGCAAAUUCUUGAUCACUUCAACUAUGGACCCCAAAGUUAUGCCACCUUCAAACAAAGAUAUAUAAUCAAUUUCAAAUACUGGGGUGGUGGAAAUUCAAGCUCUCCAAUCUUCGCAUAUCUUGGUGCAGAAGCACCAUUGGAUGAAGAUCUACAAAGUGUUGGUUAUCUAACUGCAAAUGCCCCUCAUUUCAAGGCUCUUCAAGUAUAUAUAGAGCAUCGGUAUUAUGGAAAAUCAAUCCCAUUCGGAUCAAUGGAAGAAGCCAUGAAAAAUGAGAGCAUUAGAGGAUAUUUCAACUCAGCCCAAGCUAUAGCUGAUUAUGCAGAGGUGCUAUUGCACAUAAAGGAAAAGCUUUCGGCUCAGGAUUCUCCCAUAAUUGUGAUUGGAGGAUCAUAUGGAGGAAUGCUGGCUUCAUGGUUUAGGCUCAAGUAUCCACACAUUGCUAUCGGUGCUUUAGCUUCAUCAGCCCCUGUUCUUUACUUCGAUGAUAUAACUCCACAAAAUGGAUAUUACUCAAAAGUAACCAAGGAUUUUGAGGUAUUAAUAAACUAUACUUGUAGUGAGAUGGUGAUGCCCAUUGGAAGAGGACAAAAUGAUACAAUGUUUCCACCUUCACGUUUCGACUUGCAUCAAUUUAUCGCAGACUGCAAGGACUUAUAUGGUGUCCCACCUCGACCCCAUUGGGUUACAACUUAUUUUGGAGGCCACGAUAUUAAAUUGAUUUUACGAAGAUUUGCAAGCAAUAUAAUUUUCUCCAAUGGUUUAAGAGAUCCAUACAGUACUGGAGGGGUUCUUGAGGACAUAUUGAAAAGUGUCAUUGCUGUCACUACUGUUAAUGGGUCUCAUUGUUUGGACAUACUUCAACCCCAAAAAAGUGAUCCGAGCUGGUUAGUCAAGCAAAGGAAAAAAGAGGCUGAAAUUAUUGAUGGAUGGAUGGCAAAGUAUUAUGCUGAUCUUUUGACCUUAAAAAAAUAAAACGAAAGAGAGAGACCAACUAUAUGUCGUGCUCCCAUUGAAAAUUAGUAGACAAAAAUUCAAGUGAAUAAAAAUCCUAUUUUUAAUAUAAAAAGUUAGAAUAUAAAGUUUCGUUAUGUAGUGAGUUUGAUCGAUUUCCAAGCAAUUUGGUAAUAGAUUAAAUUCCUUUUUACGUAGAAAAGAUGACCUAAAACUGAUGGCUAGUAAUUAAUAAUAUAUGUUACAAAAAAAAAAAAGUUAAUAAUAAAUACAACGCAAUAUUUAUACUUUAUCAAAGUUACCUAACUCAAGAUAACUUCCUACUAUUUAGUUUUUAAAGAUUAGUGGCCAACGGUGAACAUUGUGAAAAGUAUAGUGGUUAUUAAUGUAUUUAAUCCACCAUCAGUGUUUUGACUUUU